Molecule: messenger RNA, 1141 nt
Organism: Heteronotia binoei (common prickly gecko)
Lineage: Eukaryota; Metazoa; Chordata; Lepidosauria; Squamata; Gekkonidae
Gene: CIMIP2A
Product: ciliary microtubule inner protein 2A
Exons: 7
Coding region: 69-1124 (351 amino acids)
Source: RefSeq, a predicted model, not a curated record
GCUGUUUUAACUUAGCCAGCCCCUGCUUUUGGUAAACUGAGGAACCAAGCCAAAGAUACUGGUCCACAAUGACAGAGUCUCAGAAAUGUAAUUUCUUCCCUCAAGAGCCAUACUAUAUUCCUGGGUAUGCAGGGUUUUACCCCCAGAUUCGCUAUCAAGUUGGGAAGUCAUAUGGCAGAACUACCUCUCGACUACUGACAGACCCAGAGAUCCAAAGAAGUCCUUGCUCGGUGCUGGCACCACUAAGCAAGCCAAAGUUCAUUGAGGAUUUCAGCCGAAGGAGGAUCCCUGCAUAUGAGAUGAUGGAUCAGUACCAAAGUUACAUUCCUAGAUACACAGGCUUUGUUCCUUAUCAGAGUCACCCUCCUCUUCCAGACACAGAACCCAGGCCCCACAUACCAAGGACUGGGCCCCCACCUGCUCCCCAGCCAUGGCCCAAUGCCAAUUUGACACAACUAGUUGAACAGAGAAAAUACUCUCCGUGCCACCCUGGCAUCAGAUUGUCAUGCGGACCCGGUUGGAGGCAAUUUGCAGCCUCUGCUGGCACACAGUUGGUAUCAGAAGAGGGUGACCGGAAAAUGAUUUGCCACCCCGAUAUUCCACUGGUGUGCGGGCAAGAGACACAGGGGCCCUGCAACACAGACAUUGCUUUAUCAUGCGGGCAGGGCUGGAAGAGUGCACCUUUUCUCACUGGAACUGAUCAGCCAACCAGGAUUGAAGCAGUGCCUCUCCCACGGGUAACGAAGACAGUGGAUGUGAGCCGGUUUGGACGGACCCCCAAGCUAGAUGUGCCCAACCUUAUCCAACGUAAAGCCAUCUCAGGGUAUACUGGCUUCAUCCCCCGCUUCACCUGGGUUAUGGGAAUCAACUACCUGAAGGGAGUCAAAGAUGCUAUGAAUGAAUUUGACUGCAAUCAGGAAAAGAUUAGAAGCCCGCUGUACAGCUUUGGCAAGCGAUUUCCCUGUACCUACUGGCCCAAUACCAAGAUUUACAGCAGCAGAGGCCUGAUUCCAUUCUACACUGGGUUUGUGCCAACCAUCAGGCACAGCUAUGCUCUAACCUUUGGAAACAGCACCAGGAAAGCUUAUUACGAUGAACUACUGCAGAGACAACAAGCAGCGUGAAAAGGCUUUUAAUGUCU